UGAGUAUAGUCUAAGGGCUCUUGCACACGAACGUGCAAUCCGCCGACCGGCUGUUCCACCGACCGGCAAGAAAAUCGGAAGAUGGUAUUUUACCCACAUUCGAAUACAACUUAACACACUUGCCGGUACCGGCUAUUCUGCCGACCGGCCGCCGUUCAUAUUAAAAUUUGUACGGCGAACACACGGCUGCCGGUCGGUAAAUUAACCGGCGCGUUCAUUUCAAUGCAUGCAAGUCUAUGCCUGUUGACACACGAACGGGGAUUCUACUGUCGCCGUGGUACAGAGUCGUAGUUUCAUUUCCGUUUAGACAGUGUAGUCAUGAGGAAUAAAACUAAAGCCGCCUGGCAAGAAAUCAUCGAUACAUUUAUUUAUGAAAACCUGAACGAAGCAGAAAAGGCCGAAAUAGCUAAAACACUAUUGCAAAAAUGGAACAACAUUUUUGACAGUUUUGUGAAGAGUUAUAAAAAAAAUAAAACUCUUAAGUCAGGCUCUAGUUUUAGAAGAAUAAGAAAGUACAUCUUCCACGAUCAGUUGCAAUUCCUUGCAAAAACAAUCGAACACAAUACUACAACAUCCAGUAUUUCACAAGAAAAAAAUACCGAAACGAUGGCGCAACAGAAUGUAGAUGAUAGUAGCAAUGAAGGCGAUUCUCAAAUUGAUUAG
Molecule: messenger RNA, 663 nt
Organism: Acanthoscelides obtectus
Lineage: Eukaryota; Metazoa; Arthropoda; Insecta; Coleoptera; Chrysomelidae
Source: the annotation of a GenBank genome assembly